AUAUAUGCCCUAAUACCGCAGAUCCCUGUACACUACCAUAACGAACGAUUACCAUUCUAGUGUUCCCCCUCCGAACAAGAAAAGAAUUCAAGAUCACUUUGGUGCUCUCAUAUAAAAUGCCAAACGCUGUGGAUGUGGCCCCAUUUGCCCCAGUUACGCGUUAUAUCAAUGCCUGCCAGUCGCCGACGUCGCGGAAGUGGAAGCGCCAGAAGCUUUAAUAGCGUCAUGUCGCCACAGCUACGCAAAGGAAUCCCUCUCAUCCACAGACGAAAUGAAGAGCUCAUCGGUGAUAGGAUCAAAGCCGACGUCAAGAAGCGCAUUGCCAAGAUGGCGACGCACCGACGCAGACAUGAAUUCUUUGGCGGACUAUGGUUCUCUUGUGCAGGGACCAGCUGCGCCACAUAUCGGAGCGUCAAUAGCCUCGAGGACUGGGAUAUAUAUUAUCCGUACUUCGAAUCUGAGGCUGACGUACUUCUUGGCUCUGACACGACAGCCACCUCUCUGACAUCAAUGGAUUCCUUGCUUCCUUCUGUUUGUUAUAUUUCUCAGCAAUUGUCCACGGUCGUCAGUCCUGGAGCUGAUGCGGACUUUGCAGAAUAUUCGAACACCGAUUUAUCAAUACCAUGAAACGGCAUAUAUACCAGCUGCUGAAAGAUGUUUUGAACACGGGGCAACAACGACGAUACUGCCGGGGUCGGCGCUGAGUUCAACAACUUCAAGUUG
Guyanagaster necrorhizus is the source of this 723-nucleotide messenger RNA. RefSeq lists its product as uncharacterized. Bases 133 to 627 code for a protein of 164 amino acids. The transcript has 3 exons. The record is from RefSeq and is a predicted model, not a curated record. NCBI's taxonomy places the organism in Eukaryota, Fungi, Basidiomycota, Agaricomycetes, Agaricales, Physalacriaceae.